Molecule: messenger RNA, 7857 nt
Organism: Charadrius vociferus (killdeer)
Lineage: Eukaryota; Metazoa; Chordata; Aves; Charadriiformes; Charadriidae
Product: protocadherin Fat 4-like
Exons: 11
Coding region: 1-7857 (2618 amino acids)
Biological process (GO): homophilic cell-cell adhesion
Cellular component (GO): plasma membrane; cell-cell junction
Molecular function (GO): calcium ion binding
Source: RefSeq, a predicted model, not a curated record
AUGUCUCAGGUGAGGCGGAGGAAUAAGAAAAAUAAAUCAAUUUUCAGACAAAAAGCUGGGACGAUAUUUGAGGAAACCAAGAAACUGAAUGAGAAGCUGCGUGCUAAUCUAGAGCCUGAAAUAACACUCGGGGCGGGGGGGGGAGGGGCGAGCAGAUUCCAAAAUGUGCCUGUGAUAAACCAGUCUGAAGUCUCCUGGGCUGCUUUGAGGAUGUUCACAAUUCUCAAGCAAUUUGGUGGUCGUAGCACCUCCACCCUCCGCUUGCUUCUCUACUUUCUGUGCCUUCCAGCACAACGCUUCGGCAGCAUCAUUGGCCGCUUUAGGCAAACGAGCGUUGGAAAGGCACUAAACGUCUUCAAGGUGCUGGAGGAGCAGCCGGCCGGUACCGGGGUGGGCACCAUCGCCACCCGGCCCGGCUUCACCUACCGCCUGAGCGAGCACCAUGCUCUCUUCUCCAUCAACGCCACCUCGGGCGCCCUGCACACCCGCGCCACCAUCGACCGCGAAAGCCUGGCCAGCGACGUGGUGGACCUGGUGGUGCUCUCCAGCCAGCCCACCUACCCCAGCGAGGUGCGGGUCCUGGUGUUGGACCUCAACGACAACGCGCCCGUCUUCCCCGACCCCUCCAUCGUGGUGACUUUCAAGGAGGACACGGGCAGCGGGCGCCAGCUUAUCCUGGACACGGCCACCGAUGCCGACAGCGGCACGAAUGGCGUAGACCAUGGCUCCUAUCGCAUCGUGGCCGGCAAUGAGGAGGGCCGGUUCCGGCUCAACAUCACCCUCAACCCCAGCGGUGAAGGAGCUUUCUUGCACCUGGUUUCCCGGGGUGGGCUGGACCGGGAGGCCACCCCCACCUACCAGCUGUUGGUGCAAGUGGAGGACAAGGGCGAGCCCCGGCGGCGGGGGUACCUUCAAGUCAACGUCACCGUCCAGGACAUCAAUGACAACCCACCCAUCUUCAGCCAGACUCUUUACCAGGCGCGAGUGCCUGAGGAUGCGCCGGUUGGGGCCAGCGUUCUCCAGGUGGCUGCAGCUGAUGCUGAUGAAGGCACCAAUGCUGACAUCCGCUACCGCCUGGAAGGAGGUGAUGGCGGCGGUGGUGGGGAGGGGGCUGGCAGCCUUCCGUUUGAGGUGGACCCUGAGAGCGGGGUGAUCCGCAUCCGGGAGCGCUUGGACUACGAGAUGCGACAGCAGUACUCGCUGACGGUGCAGGCCAUGGACCGAGGGGUGCCGGCACUGAGUGGCCGGGCUGAGGCCCUCAUCCGCCUGCUCGAUGUCAACGACAACGAGCCCCGGGUGAAGUUUCGCUAUUUCCCAGCCACCUCCCGCUUUGCCUCUGUGGAUGAGAACGCAGCCCCCGGCACGGUGGUGGCCCUGCUGACGGUGAGCGAUGCUGACUCCCCUGCGGCCAACGGGAACAUCUCUGUGUCGAUCCUGGCGGGAAACGAGCAGCGGCACUUUGAGGUGCACAGCAGCAAGGUACCCAAUCUCAGCCUUAUAAAGGUAGCAGCUGCGUUGGACCGGGAGCGCAUCCCGGCCUAUAACCUUACGGUGGCGGUAGCUGAUAACUACGGGGCCCUGCCGCCACCCUCAGGCUCCCCAACUUCUUCCCUUUCCCCCGAUGGGGUGGUGGCAGCUCCCGUGAGCCGUUCGUCAGUAGCUAGCCUGGUGAUCUUUGUGAAUGACAUUAACGACCACCCCCCUGUCUUCGGGCAGUCGGUCUACAGGGUGAACAUCAGUGAGGAGGUGCCCCUGGGCAGUUACGUGCGGGGCCUGAGUGCCACGGACCGUGACUCGGGCCUCAACGCCAACCUCAAAUAUAGCAUCGUCUCGGGUAACGAGCUUGGCUGGUUUCGCAUCAGCGAGCACAGCGGGCUGGUCACCACGGCCGGCCCCGAGGGGAACACCACUGGGCAUGCUGCAGGCACGUCCGUCUCCAGUGGGCUGGACCGGGAGACUGCUUCUCAGGUGGUGCUCAACAUCAGUGCCCGCGACCAGGGGGUGCAGCCCAAGUUCUCCUAUGCACAGCUGGUGGUGACCAUCCUGGAUGUCAAUGACAACAAACCUCGCUUCAGUCAACCUGAGGGCUACCAGGUGUCCCUGGCUGAAAACUCCCCGUCAGGAACUGAGCUGCUGGUCCUGAGCGCCACAGAUGGGGACCUGGGGGACAAUGGGACUGUCCGCUUCUCCCUGCAGGAAGCUGAGCCGACGCUGGCAGCGGUUGGCCCCUCCUCGGUCACCCCUCGCCGGAUCUUUCGCUUGGAUCCCGUGUCGGGCAAGCUCAGCACCAUCUCGCAGCUGGACCGGGAGGAGCAGGCUCACUUCUCCCUGCAGGUCCUGGCCACUGAUUUAGGCUCUCCUCCCCUUUCUUCGAUGGCCCGAGUUAACGUGAGUCUCCUGGAUGUAAAUGACAAUAGCCCCGUGUUUUACCCCGUUCAGUAUUUUGCCCAUAUCCAAGAGAAUGAGCCAGCUGGAACCUAUGUGACCACAGUGUCUGCCACGGACCCUGAUCUGGGACCCAAUGGGACGGUCAAGUACAGCAUCUCGGCUGGAGACACCUCCAGGUUUCAGGUCCAUGGCCAGACAGGGGUCAUCACAACAAAAAUAGCCCUUGACAGGGAGGAGAAAACUGCUUACCAGUUGCAGAUCGUGGCCACCGAUGGUGGCCAUCUUCAGUCACAGAACCAAGCCAUUGUCACCAUCACUGUCUUGGACACCCAGGACAAUCCACCUGUUUUCAGCCAGGGCAUGUACAGUUUUGUUGUCUUUGAAAAUGUUGCCCUAGGUUACCACGUAGGUACUGUUUUUGCUUCCACCAUGGACCUCAACACCAACAUCAGUUACCUUAUUACGACAGGUGACCAAAGGGGCAUGUUUGCCAUCAACAGAGUGACGGGGCAGAUCACCACAGCCAGUAUUAUUGACAGGGAGGAGCAAGCGUUUUACCAGCUGAAGGUGGUGGCUAGUGGUGGGGCGAUAACUGGAGAUGCCGUGGUCAAUAUAACUGUCAAAGAUUUAAAUGACAAUUCCCCACACUUCGUUCACGCGGUGGAAAGCGUAAAUGUGGUUGAAAACUGGAAAGCUGGGCACACUAUAUUCCAGGCCAAAGCUCUUGAUCCUGAUGAAGGUGUUAAUGGCGUGGUCCUUUACAGCCUUAAGCAAAACCCGAAGGGCUUGUUUUCCAUCAAUGAACAAACAGGUGCCAUAAGCUUAAUAGGGCCACUUGACAUAAAUGCUGGGUCUUACCAGGUUGAAAUCCUGGCCUCGGAUAUGGGGGUGCCGCAGCUCUCCUCUAACUUUAUCCUGACUGUCUCGGUCCAUGAUGUAAAUGAUAACCCGCCAGUGUUUGACCAGCUUUCCUAUGAAAUUACUAUUUUGGAGUCGGAGCCUGUGAAUUCCAGGUUCUUUAAGGUGCGGGCUUCCGACAAAGACUCGGGAGUGAACGGUGAAAUAGCUUAUAGUAUAAUAGAAGGAAAUACUGGGGAUGCCUUUGGCAUCUUCCCAGACGGUCAGCUGUAUAUAAAGAGUGAACUGGACCGGGAACUUCAGGAAAGAUAUGUUUUACUGGUUGUUGCUUCUGAUAGAGCAGUAGAACCACUCAAUGCUACUGUGAACGUUACUGUAAUUCUGGAGGAUGUAAAUGAUAACAGGCCCCUGUUCAACAGUACCAACUAUGUGUUUUAUUUCGAAGAGGAGCAGAGAGGUGGAUCGUAUGUAGGUAAAAUAAAUGCUGUAGAUAAAGAUUUUGGGCCAAAUGGUGAAGUCAGGUACUCAUUUGAGCAUAUGCAGCCGGAUUUUGAGCUGAACACGGUGACUGGGGAAAUAAGAAGUACUCAUCAGUUUGACAGAGAAGCUCUUAUGAGACAAAGGGGAGCUGCAGUAUUUAGUCUUGCAGUAAUAGCAACAGAUCAGGGGUUGCCAAAACCUCUAAAGGAUCAGGCAACUGUGCAAAUCUACAUGAAAGACAUCAAUGAUAACGCCCCCAAAUUUUUGAAAGAUCUCUACCAAGCUACUAUAUCAGAAUUGGCAGCAAAUCUGACGCAGGUUCUGAGAGUUUCCGCCUCAGAUGUUGAUGAGGGGCUUAACGGAUUGAUUCACUACUCUGUAAUCAAGGGAAAUGAAGAAAAGCGGUUUGCCAUAGAUGGUAGCACAGGCCAAGUGACCUUAGUAGGCAGACUAGAUCACGAAGCUACUGCGUCGUAUGCGCUUGUCAUCCAAGCGGUAGACUCCGGAGCAGUUUCCCUAAGUUCAACUUGCAUGUUGAGCAUUGAUGUAUUGGAUGAAAAUGACAACAGUCCUUCCUUCCCUAAAUCAACCUUGUUAGUGGAUGUCUUGGAAAAUAUGAGAGUCGGUGAACUUGUGUCAUCUGUCACUGCCACCGAUUCCGAUUCAGGUGACAAUGCUGACCUGCACUAUAGCAUUACGGGGACAAACAAUCACGGGACCUUUAGCAUCAGUCCCAACACUGGUAGUAUUUUUCUUGCAAAGAAACUGGACUUUGAGACACAGUCUCUGUAUAAGCUAAAUAUAACAGCAAAAGACCAAGGAAGGCCACCACGGUCAUCUACAAUGUCAGUGGUGAUACACGUUAGGGAUUUUAAUGACAACCCUCCUAAUUUUCCUCCAGGGGACAUCUUUAAAUCUAUUGUUGAGAACGUUCCUGUUGGUAGCUCUGUCAUUUCUGUGACUGCUCACGAUCCAGAUGCGGAUAUUAAUGGGCAGCUAACGUAUGCAAUCAUUCAGCAGAUGCCAAGGGGUAAUCAUUUCCGUAUAGAUGAAGUGAGAGGGACAAUAUUUACCAAUGCUGAAAUAGAUCGCGAGUUUGCUAAUCUCUUUGAGUUAACAGUCAAAGCCACGGACCAGGCUGUUCCUCUGGAGUCCAGACGAUUUGCUUUGAAGAAUGUGACCAUUUUGGUGACGGAUCAAAAUGACAAUGUUCCCAUGUUCAUAUCGCAAAAUGCUCUUGCCGCCGACCCCUCGGUUGUGAUCGGUUCGAUCCUAACGACGAUUAUUGCUGCAGAUCCUGAUGAGGGCGCCAACGGAGAAGUAGAAUAUGAAAUAAUCAAUGGAGAUACCGAAACCUUCAUUGUGGAUCGCUACAGCGGAGAUUUAAGAGUAGCGUCAGCUUUGGUGCCUUCUCAGCUAAUAUACAAUCUCAUAGUUACUGCCACGGAUCUUGGCCCUGAAAGGAGAAAAUCCACCACCGAGAUGACUAUAAUUCUUCAAGGGGGUGACGGGCCUGUCUUCACUCAGCCGAAAUACAUAACCAUCUUAAAAGAAGGUGAGCCUAUCGGGACAAACGUCAUAUCUAUCGAAGCGGCGAGUCCACGGGGCUCCGAAGCUCAGGUGGAAUAUUACAUCGUUUCUGUCCGAUGCGAAGAUAAGAGUCUCGGGCGCCUCUUCACCAUCGGGCGCCAUACUGGUGUCAUCCAGACUGCUGCCAUUUUGGACAGGGAGCAAGGAGCGCGGCUCUACUUGGUGGAUGUUUACGCUAUUGAGAAGUCAUCUGUUUUGCCCCGCACGCAACGAGCAGAGGUGGAAAUAACACUUCAGGAUAUCAACGACAACCCACCGGUGUUCCCCACAGAUAUGCUUGAUCUGACUGUAGAAGAGAAUAUAGGAGAUGGAUCUAAAAUACUGCAGCUGACAGCCAUGGAUGCUGAUGAGGGAGCCAAUGCCCUCGUCACAUACACUAUUAUCAGCGGUGCGGAUGAUAGCUUCCACAUUGACCCCGAGUCAGGAGACCUGAUAGCCACCAAGCGCCUGGACCGGGAGCGCCGCUCCAAGUACUCCUUGCUGGUUCGUGCUGAUGACGGCCUCCAGUCCUCUGACAUGAGAAUAAACAUCACUGUUAGCGAUGUUAACGACCAUAUUCCCAAAUUCUCCAAGCCAGUGUAUUCCUUCGACAUCCCGGAAGAUGCCACUCCAGGUUCCUUAGUGGCAGCCAUUCUGGCCACUGACGAUGACUCCGGUAUCAAUGGGGAAAUCACGUACACCGUAAGUGAAGAUGACGAAGAGGGUAUCUUCUUCCUCAACCCUGUUACCGGAGUCUUCAACCUGACUCGCGCGCUGGACUAUGAAGCACAGCAGUAUUACAUUCUCACCGUCCGCGCGGAAGAUGGGGGAGGCCAAUUUACUACCAUCAGAGUGUACUUCAAUAUACUAGACAUCAAUGAUAACCCGCCAGUGUUCAGCAUGACCUCAUACAGCACGUCUUUGAUGGAGAACCUGUCUCCAGGAUCCGCUAUUUUCAACUUCAGCGUCACUGAUGCGGAUGAUGGCUCCAACUCGCAGCUGGCCUUCAGCAUCGCAUCCGGGGACAGCGCGGGGCAGUUCGGCAUCGACAACAGGGGAGUGCUGAGCAUCAGGCAGCCUUUGGACCGGGAAAGCCAGUCUUUCUACAGCCUCGUCGUGCAAGUCCACGACAUGGCCCCUCUCCCGGCCUCCAGGUACACAAGCACAGCCCAAGUUUCAAUUAUUCUGCUGGAUGUCAAUGACAGCCCUCCAAGCUUUAUCUCCCCGAAGCUGACCUACAUCCCGGAAAACACGCCGAUAGAUACUGUUGUGUUCAAAGCGCAGGCGACCGAUCCCGACAGCGGUCCGAACAGCUACAUCGAAUACAGUCUGCUCCGGCCGCCGGGAAACAAAUUCAGCAUCGGCACUAUUGACGGAGAAGUGAGGCUUACCGGGGAGCUCGACAGAGAAGCCGUGUCCAACUACACCUUGACUGUGGUAGCCACAGACAAGGGCCAGCCCUCCCUCUCUUCAUCUACAGAUGUGGUGGUUAUAGUCCUGGACAUUAAUGACAAUAACCCGCUUUUUGCCCAAAAGCUUUAUAAAGUAGAGGUGGGGGAAAAUACUUUGACAGGGACGGAUUUAAUCCAGGUGGUUGCUACGGAUGGAGAUGAAGGUACAAACGGGCAGGUCCGCUAUGCCAUCGUGAGCGGAGAUGCCAACAAUGAGUUUCGGAUUGAUUCUGUGACGGGGGUGAUAACAGUUGCCAAGCCUUUGGACAGAGAGAAAAAACCCUCUUAUACGCUGACUGUUCAGUCGGCCGACCGCGGGAGCAGCCCGAGGACCGACACCGCGACAGUCACUAUUAUUCUGAAGGAUGUCAAUGAUUAUAUUCCCACGUUUGAACUUUCUCCCUACUCUGUGAAUGUCCCUGAGAAUUUAGAGACGCUCCCGAAAGUUAUUCUUCAGGUUGUAGCAAGGGAUGAUGAUCAAGGCCUAAACAGCAAGCUUACUUAUGUGCUGGUGGCUGGAAACGAAGAAGGAGCCUUCACCCUCUCGGCCAGCGGAGAGCUGCGCUUGGUGCAGAGCCUGGACCGGGAGGCGAAGGAGCAGUACGUGCUACUCAUCACAGCUGCUGAUGCAGGGUCUCCUGCCCUCACUGGCACUGGAACCAUUGCUGUCACGGUGGAUGAUGUCAAUGACAAUGUCCCCACAUUCGCUUUUAACGUCUAUUCUGCCACGGUUCCGGAGGACGCACCUACGGGGACAGAUAUUUUGCUCGUAAACUCCUCAGAUGCUGAUGCUUCUACAAAUGCUGUUAUUAGCUAUAGGCUUACCGGUGGCAAUUCGCAGUUCACAAUCAAUCCAUCAACGGGACAAAUCAUCACCAGCGCUCUCCUCGAUCGAGAGGCUCGGGAGAACUACACUUUGGUGGUGGUGGCCAGCGAUGGGGGCUUCCCCAGGGCUCUCUCCAGUUCCACCAGCGUGCUCGUCUCUGUCGCCGACGUGAAUGACAACCCACCCAAAUUUCAACACCAUCCCUAUGUCACCCACGUCCCAUCGCCUACCGCUUCAGGUAACCGGAUCGUUGGUAGUGCUUGGGAAGCUUCAGAUUGCAUUUGA